GCGGCGGUCGGGACGCAGGAGGGGCCCCCCGGGCUCCCUUCCCCUUCCCUCCCUCCGCGGCGGGCGGCGCUGGAGGAUUUUCUCCCGCCGCGGCCCCCUCGCUGUCCCCCAGACAUGGUAGGUCACCUCCAGCUGCAAGGGAUGGACGAGAGCCUGAAGGAGAAGAGCCGGGAAGGCUUGCUGGACAGUCCGGACUCGGGGCUGCCCCCCAGCCCCAGCCCCCCCUUCUACUCCCUGUCGCCCGGUGAGGGCCGAGCAGGGGGCAGCGGCGGUGCGGACCCCCCGGCCCCGGGCCACCGGCGAGAGGCCAAGGACGGCAAAGUGAUGCCUUAUCUGCUCCUGAACCCGUCCAUGCCUGAGAUAAGGCCUCGAAUGUACCCGGUGUUUUUUGGAGAAAGCAUUGAGGUCAACCCUGAGCCUGUGCAGGAAAUCAGGUGCAAUUCCGAGGUGAAGUACGACUCGGAGAAGCACUACCGGGACGACAUCUUCUACGGCCCCAUCCCCACGGUCACCACCUACAGCGAGACCAUCAUCGCCGCUCCCAACUGCACCUGGCGCAACUACAAGUCCCAGCUGAUCUUCGAGCCCCGCCAGAAGCCGGUGAGGUUUCAGAGCACGACCAUCAUUUUCCCUAAGCGUGCCAAGAACAUUUACCGGACCACCCUCAACUACAGCUUGGGCUGUGCCAAGCGCUGGUUCGCUUCCAGCGUGCAGCUGGAACUGUGUGAGGAAACCAGCCCGUGCGUCAUGUACAGCGAGACCCUCUGAUCCGCGCCACCCCGCCGGGGCACGGCCUGCACGGGGCUCUGGCUGCGCCUUGCCUGGUGGCAACUGAACAUUCAUGGCUGGAGAGCAGCUCUCGAGGCUUGCAGGGCACAGGAUGGUUUUGAUCAGUGAGAGGCUGGCUUGUGUUUUGCGACGUUCCUGACAUUCAUGAUCUGGAUUUUAUUUUUGGGUUGUUUGUUUUGUUUUUUUUUCUCCGAGCGUAUCUAUUUUUGGCUUGUGUUUAGAUGAAAUCAAGAUGACAAAGGACCCUGUUACCCAUUGCAGAGUGAUGCCUUAUGAGCUCUGUAGGUCUUGUCUAGCACAUAGGUGAGAGUCAUUGUAAGCUUCAGAGCUAUUUUGGUCUCUGCACAGGGAAGGCCAACUGCAGAGUCAGCGUCUGUUCGGCCCAGCACACACCAGGCCAGAUCUCUUUGAGAGCUGAAAUGCAGAGGAGGUGGUUAAUUGUACCAGUACAUCACAGCUUGCUCCAACAGCUCCUCUCAGUGAGAGCUGCCCUAUUACAGCACCACAGUCACCUCACUUCCUGGGAGGAGUGGACACUGUCACCCCAAGAAAAGAGGAUUUAAACAGGUUCCCCAGCUCUUGCUAGCAGCUGGAUGUUUGUAUACCAUAGCAAAGCACAGCACAACCAGGAGAUGGGAGGAAGGCCUGCUGUGAUGCACAGACACAUCUUUUGUGAGCCCAGCCAGGAGCAAGGAGGGAGACUGAGGAAAAUAAACAGCUGAAGGGCUAGUUUCUAAAAGUGACUGAGAGAUUUAGGAGCCCAGUGCCCUUCUAUCAAAAGUAUUGCCAUACCAACUGUGCCAUGCUGUUCACUGCCUCCAACACCUAAUUUAAGGGAUCUGUAUGCACUUGCAGCCCUUCUGAGUUUCAGGGUGUGGCUGUAUUGCAGAGAGGAGUGUAGAGCAGAAAGUUCCCUGGUUUCUUUGAAGCCAGGGCAGGGUUAACUCACCCUCUCAAUAGUUUCCAUAUUUGUGGCAUGGGCAGCUUUUCUGCCUGCAGAGGAGCAGCCAAACUUUCUCAGUGUAGAGCUUGAAGGAUUGAAGAGCCCAAAUCCAUCUGGGUUUUCCUUACUCAGCCAGGCUGUAGCACUAAAAACAGCAACUUCACAAACAGCUGAACUGUCUCUGCAACAGUACCAAGGAACAGUGAGCAGGAGUCAGUGCAACCAUCCUAAGGUAAAACAUUCCCCAGUCAUGAGUCCCAUCUCCUGCUUUAUCUUCACUUCGGUCUCUUGCUGAAAAUCUGCAAGAGCCUGGAUUCCCACAAACAUAUAACUUUGAAAAUAGCACGGAAUUGUCUCCAAAAAUCUUACUAAGAAUUUUUGCAUGCUGCUCCGACUUAGAAAUAACCACACAGCUCCUGAAAUUAAUUUCCAGCUUUCUCUCUUCUAAACUUUCCAUUUUGUUCCUGACUUGCUGUGAGUCUGAUGGAGUUAUUUCAGAACACAGCUGAGCAGCCAAGUCAGAAAGCCUAUUAACAAUGUCAACAAGACGUAGCUGAUUGCCCAGAACAGUUGACGCACAAACCCGCCGAGAUUUAAAAAAAAAAGUCUGAGAAACUUGAAAAAAUAAUAAAAUUAGUGACUUAUAAAGAUACUUUUUCCAUCAGUUUCCAAAAGCAGUUGGUAAAUGUGACCAGAACUGUGACCUUUAUGAAACAGAGUUCUCUUGUUUAAAAUGUAGCACAGUUUUUCCACCAGAGGUAAAUAUAAAGUCUUUAAAUACAAACUUCAAUCCUGACAGCUGGAGCAUCGUUAGUGCUGAAAGAUGUGUGUUAUGGCAGUGCUGAACUCUCCCUGUCCACUGGGAGUUAGGGCUUGGUAGGAAGAACCCCUCAAAGGAUUUCCAAGGCUUCCACCUACUGUUGAAUCCUUUACAGCAGCACAAACAAGGACUAUAUUUGUUAGUGGUCAGAUUCUGCUGUCACUGUCUGUCAGCAUCAAAGCCUGGAAAAGCAGCAUCUGCCUCCAGAGGGAUUAUUAUGCCUGAAGCAACCCUUCUCCCCUGGGCUCCAGCAAACAGAGCUGGCUUAGGCAGCAGGGAGUUGGUGCCUGGAUGAACAUGGCCCCAGUGCAGUGAGGCUGGUGAUGCACUUACUUGCUGGUUCAUCUUUGGGUCUGUCCUGUUGGCCAUGUGCUGCUGAUGGGCCUUGGGAGCAGGGGAAAUGCCCCUGUGCCACAUGGAGGGCUCAGUGCCUGCAUCCCUGAGGGUCUGUGCCAAGGGCAGGGUCCCAGGCUGACAGCAGGGCAACCCAGGUCCAAAAGCAAGGCCAGACUCACAUCCAGGAGAUCCCUGCACGAUGACAGAGGGGACUGGUGGAGACAGGCUGACCUCAGAGCCUCUCCCUGGUCCGACCACACAUCAGGCUUUGCCCUUUGAACAGCUGGAUUAUUCCCCUGCUUUGAGCACAAAGCUGCUGUUCUUGAACAUGGUGGUCUUUGAGCAGGACAGCUUUUCCUCAGAAAAAUCCCUUUCUUCAUGACUGGCUGCAGGUUU
Messenger RNA from Melozone crissalis (California towhee), 3284 nucleotides. RefSeq names its product refilin A (gene RFLNA). The coding region runs from base 115 to 768 and encodes 217 amino acids. Gene Ontology annotation, cellular component: actin filament bundle. Gene Ontology annotation, molecular function: filamin binding. The transcript has 3 exons. Gene Ontology annotation, biological process: actin filament bundle organization; skeletal system morphogenesis; negative regulation of chondrocyte development. NCBI's taxonomy places the organism in Eukaryota, Metazoa, Chordata, Aves, Passeriformes, Passerellidae. The record is from RefSeq and is a predicted model, not a curated record.